AUGGACACAUCAAGACCAAGCGUUGCUGACGCCAGGGUGGAUGAAUUAUGGGCGACUCUCGACACGCGCAAACAAGGCCACCUUGACCUUGCAGGCCUGAAGAAGGGUUUGCGCAAGCUGGAUCAUCCCUUGAAAAAUGCCGACCAGCUUCUGGACGAGGUGAUGCAGGCUGUGGAUAUCGAUGGAAAUGGAAGAAUCACAUAUAAUGAAUUUCGUACCUUUGUGCACGAGACAGAAAAAGAGCUCCUCCAAUUAUUUCGCUCCAUCGAUUACAAUCGCGACGGAAAGAUAUCCCGAGACGAGCUGCGCUCCGCCUUGAGGUCCGCUGGGCUCACAGUACCCAACACCAAUCUUGACAAAUUCUUCUCUGAAGUCGACACCAACAACGAUGGGGUUAUUAGCUUCGAAGAAUGGCGGGACUUUCUUCUAUUCAUUCCGGCCAAUGCGCCCUCUCUUCACGCCGUCAUGUCGUACUUCUCUGCCACCAUGAAAAUGAACCAAGAAGGAGAUGUUGCCAUAAGCGACGAUGUAAUCCAAGGCCUAGGUACUGCACAGCGUUUUCUUCGUUUUUUCUUCGGUUCCCUUUUUCUUGUAGCGCGUACACCGCCCUACAGUCCCCUCCCACAAGAUACCGUCCCACUCGAAUUGGCGUCACCUUCCACUUCGACGCUUGCCACUCAAGUUACCCUCCCGCCACGAUCUGAGGACGAGGAGAGUACCUCUCCUCUACAAGAGAUACGGGCAGGACUUAUAGAGAGCUUAGGAACCAUGCUGAUUGCUUGUGUUCCCAAUCCAGGCUACUUCGUGGCGGGAGGCGUUGCAGGCAUUGUUUCUCGCACCUCUACUGCACCCCUCGAUCGUUUGAAAGUCUACCUCAUAGCUCAGACCAGCGUGGCCGAAGAAGCUGUCAUUGCUGCCAAGCACGGCCAAAUCGUCAAAGCUGCUCUGAACGCUUGGAGACCACUUGCAACCGCCACCAAAGAGCUAUGGCAGGCUGGCGGUAUGCGUAGUUUAUAUGCUGGCAACGGCUUGAACGUCGUCAAGGUCAUGCCUGAAUCAGCCAUCAAAUUUGGCUCUUAUGAGGCAACAAUCAUACAUUCGUGGUCCAAGUUUGUCUCUGGAGGCCUUGCCGGCAUGGUGUCACAAUUUGCCGUCUACCCCAUCGACACUCUGAAAUUCCGCAUGCAAUGCGAGACAGUCUCUGGCGGCUUACGUGGUAAUCGCUUGAUCUGGGCCACAGCAAAGAAAAUGUGGCAAAGUGGUGGAGUUGUGGCGUACUAUCGAGGUCUGCCGAUGGGUAUCGUUGGCAUCUUCCCAUAUGCAGCCCUUGACCUGGGUACAUUUGAGUACCUCAAACGUUACGUCGCUCGCCGCAACGCGAAGCGACUUGGCUGCCACGAAUCAGAUGCCGAACCAGGUGGUUUUAUGACGGCAGCCAUUGGUGGAUUCUCUGGCGCUUUCGGCGCAAGUGCCGUCUACCCGCUGAAUCUUUUGCGAACUCGACUACAAAGCCAGGGUACCGUCUUACAUCCAAGGACGUACACUGGUAUCAUGGAUGUCACUCGUCAGACUAUAGCCGGAGAAGGUGUAAGGGGACUUUUCAAAGGCCUUACACCGAACCUACUCAAGGUUGUUCCUGCCGUCUCGAUAACAUAUGUCGUGUACGACAAGUCCAAAAAGGCAAUCGGUUUACCAUGA
Pyrenophora tritici-repentis Pt-1C-BFP is the source of this 1698-nucleotide messenger RNA. The record is from RefSeq and is a predicted model, not a curated record. Lineage: Eukaryota; Fungi; Ascomycota; Dothideomycetes; Pleosporales; Pleosporaceae.